UCCCCUGCCCCAGCCCAGCACGGCUCAGGCCACUGCACCGAGCAGAGCUGCAGCACAGCCAGGAGCACACCUCGGAGCAGAGAUGCUUUGCCGCCUGCACUUUAUGCCGCCCAUGUCCAGCUCGCUGUUCCCGUGGCUGGGACCCGUCCGCACCCUGUGGCCACAUCCAGGCACCCUCUUCGCCGAGCUGGAGCGGGAGAUGCGGCUGGAGAUGGAGAGAGCUCGGGAGUUCAUGAGCAGCGUGGAGCAGUACCUGAGCAGCGGGAGCAGCCCCGGGCGGUUCGGCAUCGCCCCGGAGCGUGGGGCCGGCAGCGCUGCCCUGACCCAGGGCCCUGGGGACGGCUUCUCUGUCUGCCAGGACGUGAAGGACUUCGCUCCCGAGCAGCUGUCGGUGAAGGUGGUGGGCAGGAAGGUGGUGCUGGUGGGGCAGAAGGAGACGCAGAGCACAGACGAGAAGGGCUCCUUCUCCUACAAGUACGAGGUGCUGAAGCGGGAGUGGGACGUGCCCGAGGAGGUGGAUGCCGAGGCGCUGACCUGCUCCCUGUCCAAGGAAGGACAGCUCCGCAUCGAGGCCCCCAAGCUGGCACUGCCCGCCGCUCCCGAGAGGAGCGUGCCCAUCCAGAUGGGGCCGGCGGUGGCACAGCCAGCUGGCAGCGCUGAGGAGGGAGCCGAGCGGGCCAAGGCGUGAAGAGGAGCAACAGGGACCAGGCUGAGCCUGGCUACGGGGGCAGCUGCUGGCCGCAGAGCGGGACUGGCCCGGGGGGUGGUGUCUGCCCAAAACAUGCGGCUUUUUUGAUAUGUAAUAAAUAUUCCUAACUUUUA
Taeniopygia guttata (zebra finch) is the source of this 822-nucleotide messenger RNA. Its product is annotated as heat shock protein 30C. The record is from RefSeq and is a predicted model, not a curated record. Gene Ontology annotation, biological process: response to heat; protein refolding. Lineage: Eukaryota; Metazoa; Chordata; Aves; Passeriformes; Estrildidae. Gene Ontology annotation, cellular component: cytoplasm; nucleus.